GCUGCGGGCGGUGUGUGCACGGCGGGAGGGACCGAGCGGGUCAGCGCGGCGCGGAGGGCGGGGAUAACCCCGUGGUGGCCGUCACGUGGAGCAGAUGAAAGGGAAGCGGCUUGGCAGGGCGGAGAGGAGCCGGGGCGAGGGAAGGGGAGCGCGGCAGCGAGGAGCGGGGCGCAGCGCGGCGGGAGGGCCGCUGCCAUGGGACGCUGACCGGCCCGGGAGCCCGGCCCCGGAGCUGGAGCCGCUCGGGAGAGAUGCGCGGCGGCGGGGCGCCGCUUCCUCCCGCCGCGCGAUGAGGGGCUGCGGGGCCGGCGCGGGGCUGCCCGUGCCGCCGCUGCCGCCGCCUCUGCUGCUGCUCGGGGUGCUGCUGGCCGCGGCGCCGGGCGCGGCGCUGGGCAAGGAGACGGCGUUCGUGGAGGUGGUGCUCUUCGAGUCCAGCCCCAGCGGCGACUACACCACCUACACCACGGGGCUGCAGGGCCGCUUCUCCCGCGCGGGGGCCACGCUGAGCGCCGAAGGCGAGAUCGUGCAGAUGCAUCCACUUGGACUGUGUAAUAGCAAUGAUGAGGAAGAUCUGUAUGAAUAUGGCUGGGUAGGAGUGGUGAAAUUGGAACAGCCAGAGCUGGAGCCCAAGCCAUGCCUCACUGUCUUAGGAAAGGCAAAACGAGCAGUACAGCGAGGAGCCACAGCCGUCAUCUUUGAUGUUUCUGAAAACCCAGAUGCCAUUGAUCAGCUGAACCAGGGCUCAGAGGACCCUCUGAAGAGACCAGUGGUGUAUGUGAAAGGUGCUGAUGCUGUCAAGCUAAUGAACAUAGUUAACAAGCAGAAAGUGGCACGGGCCAGGAUUCAGCAUCGCCCCCCACGGCAACCCACCGAGUACUUUGAUAUGGGAAUUUUCCUGGCCUUCUUUGUGGUUGUGUCUCUUGUUUGCCUCAUUCUUCUUGUCAAGAUCAAACUGAAACAGCGACGUAGUCAGAAUUCCAUGAACAGGCUUGCAGUGCAAGCACUGGAGAAAAUGGAGACCAGGAAGUUUAAGUCCAAAAGUAAGGGACACCGAGAAAAUAACUGUGGAGCACUGGAUACUCUCAGUAGCAGCUCCACCUCUGACUGUGCCAUCUGCUUGGAGAAGUACAUUGAUGGGGAGGAACUGCGUGUCAUUCCUUGCACUCACCGAUUCCACAAGAAAUGUGUGGAUCCUUGGCUGCUGCAGCAUCACACCUGCCCUCACUGCCGCCAUAACAUCAUUGAACAGAAGAAGGGGAGCGCAGCUCCCAUCUGUCUGGAAUCCAUCAACCCAGCCCGCAGCCGGCAGCAGAGGGUGAUCCUGCCGGUGCAUUACCCGGGCCGAGUGCACAGGGCGAGCCAGCUGACGGCGUACCCCACCCGCACCAGCAUGGACCCCCACGGGAACCCCAUCACCUUACUGACGCUGGAGCGGCACGGCGAGCAGAGCCUCUACCCAGCCGCGUCCCCCGCCUACAUUCGCAGCUAUCAGCCUAUUCACUUGGACCACGCUUUAAACACACAUCACUGCAGCCUGGAGCACAGGGCUUACUCUCCAGCUCACAACUUCCGAAGACCCAAGUUUGGUGGACGCAACUUUUCCAAAGCAGCGUGCUUCUCCCGAUACGAGACCAUGUAUCAGCACUACUAUUUCCAAGGCCUUAGUUACCCUGAGCAAGAUGGACAGCUUCCAGCUGGCAUUUCCUCAAAGGGUCCUUCCCGUGCCUUUCAGCCUGGUAGCAGCAUGCUUUUCCCUCCUGUGGUACACGUAAUGCCCUCGUCCCGCUUGGAGAGCGGCAGUACCUCCAGCUUUAGCUGCUAUCACGGUCACCGUUCGGUGUGCAGUGGGUAUUUGGCUGACUGCCCUGGGAGCGACAGCAGCAGCAGCAGUUCUGGUCAGUGCCACUGCUCCUCCAGUGACUCCAUGGUUGACUGCACUGAGGUCAGUAACCAGGGGGUUUACGGGAGCUGCUCCACCUUCCGCAGCUCUUUGAGCAGUGACUAUGACCCGUACGUGUACCGCAGCAGGAGCCCUUGCCGAGCGGGUGAGGUUGGUGGUGCCAGCAGGGGUGCGAUUGUGCUCUUGGAGGGCCCCCACCAGGACGAGCUUCCAGCUCACGGUCACGGUGUGGUGGGUGCUGACUGCCGGCCUGUGCCAGCUUCUUCCUCAGGGGACCAACUGUCUAACUGCAGCAUGGAUAUGAACUAUAGCAGUAAUUCCUCACUAGAGCACAGGGAUCCAAAUGGCACUACCUCAGAGGGAGGACCUGAGGCCACUCCUGGUGCUGCCUUGGAUGUUAAAAGGAACUGGAAGAAUCCAGAGAUGGCAGGGUCGAUUUCGGAGCAGGCGUGCGCAUGCUGCUUUGAAUUCCAGCACUCUGCCCUGGAGCCUAGCAAUGGGACAGCUGACUGCAGUGCACUCUUCCUUAGCUCUCCACUGUGGGGGACGUGUGGCCAAGGAAUUGAACCACAGUCAGGGAGCACCCCAGGCUUGUACAGUAUUAACUCAGACCACUUACAUAGGACAGAUGGGGUAAAAUAUGAGGGGUUGCCCUGCUGCUUCUAUGAAGAGAAGCAGGUAGCCUGUAGUAGCAACAGUGGCAGUGGAGGUGGUGGCUGCUAUACAGAAGACUAUGCAGUGAAUGUGCAGUACACGCUUCCUGAUGACACCUUGCCAAACUGCUGUAAGGGUGUUUGUGAUCUGGGUCAACGCAUUCCCAUAAUUCCUGAAGACAGAGACUGUGAGCUGAUUCUACCACCAGAGCACCAAGGGACCCACAUAGGAGGCUGUAGCUCCUGGGAUGGAACACCUGAGCUGGACACUUACCUGCACUGUCAAGGUAUUGGAGAGGUACAGGUCGAGAGGGAGGUGUGCUACGAGGCAACAUCAUUCCUGCGGCAGAACUACUCUCAGGAGGAGGAAACUGGAAUGCCCUUUCCCAGUCCCACUCUGAACUCCCAGAAGCUUAUGAUGACCACAAAGGCCACAGGUGCUGGAUCUCAUCCUUUGGAGAGAAGCCAAAUCAGUGACUAAGACCUGUCCAGAUGAUCCCAGAUGGAGAAGUGGAGCUUAUCAGAGACUCCAAAUUCUCAUGGACUUAACUUUUUUUAAGCUUUGACAAACACACAAAAGUGGUAAUGUGGAGAAGUCCCUCCCCUACUUCCUCUGUGUUCACUUCAGUUUGAUUGUCUCCUUUGUCCUUCCUGCCUGAAGCCUUCAGGCCUUGAUUUGUGUGCAAAGCCCAUGUGGGACAUGGUGUGGAGCAUUUCUGAGCUCUAGUGCCAUUUCUAUAUUAAUGACAAAGUGUUAUUUAUAUUUUCUUUUUAGAAGUGACCUCUUGCUGAGAGGUAACACAGUGUGUUAAAUAAGCCAGGCUAUGUGUAGAUGCUGUUAUCUCCUACUUGAAGGAGUCCAGCCUUUGAUAAGCUCAGGGCUACAACUGCCUUAGAAACCAGAUAGCACCUUGAAAUAUAGUAAUCCAGAGUGAUACAGCUGCUGAAUGGAUGCUCAGAUACUGACUAAUCCCAGUAGCAAAUCCUAGCAGCCAGCAAGUUACGUGAGUGAUUUUGAGGGAGGUGAAGCAUUGGACUGUCUCCUUUCUCCUCUUCCUUUCUCCCCCCGUUCAUGCUGCUCUGAUGGUUUGGCUAGGAAGGUGUCCUGCCAUUAGGAUUAGUUUCAACAGUGGGGGUGAGGAAACAUAGCUCAGAAUGUUCUCAUCCUCACUUCCUCUAUUUAAACCAUGGACCUCAUUGUAUCUUCUGACCAGUGAAGAAUGCUGGGGACCUCUCCCUCAAGCAGAUGCUCGAACAAAAUGCUUAGAAAGUGUAUUAUUACCUUUGUAGGUAAUGAACUUUUCCUUCCAUAGGAAGUUUUUCAGGCACCUGUAGCCCCUGUUACGGCUGUGAGGAAUGCUGGCAUGUGCAGGAAACAGUGUGCUCGCAGCUUUGCUGGCUGAUUUUGGAAACAGGGUUUCUUGUUUCCUCACAGGCUGCAAGCAUGCCUAAGGGAAGCAGUGCUUUUGUGCGUGUGGAAAAGCGAGGGACUUGGUUUAAUCAUUGCUUUCUUUGCUGUGGUUGAUGUAGCUUCCAUAGAUUGAUCUGUUUUAAAGGUUUCUUGGGCCCAGCCAGUUGUGAUUCAUUUUUGUGUUGUGUACAGAGCUCUCUGUACCCCAUUAGCCUGGGCACAUACUUUUGUUCUUGUUCUUGUCCUAGUGAGGAUGUUUGUUAUCAUGAGAUACUUUAUGUCGUCACUUCUGAUAGCAAUUGUUUCCUGUGGAAACAGCAGCUUCUGAGUAAGAGGCUACCAUAGCAUGGGUUAAAUUGCCUGUCAUGCUGCAUGUGCCUGAGGACACAGUGUCAUCCUGUGGUGUAUUCACAGCAGGAAUUCUUCUAAAGGGAAACUAUUUAAUGCCCACAGUGCCAGUCUUCUGAAAAGAUUUGUCCUAAGUUCAGUACACUUUGGAGAUGUACACUUCAUAUUCUGCCAAAGCAAUGUCCUUGACAGCACUGGGCUGGUUCUGAGACCCAGCAAAGCUAACUUGUAUUCUCUGUAGUCCCAAAUGAACUAUUUUAAAAGAAGGAAAUAUCUAAGAAAUAACAAAUACAUUAAUCUAUUUCCUUUUGCUUUCAUACCCAGUAAGUUGGGAAAAAAGUUCCAUCUAAAGGAAUUCACAUCUUUUCAAUCAACAAGCACCAAAAUUCAGCUGUUCAGAGAAUUAUUACGAGGCAGUAUCUGGGUAUAAGAUUAAAAGAAAAAAUUCAAUAAACACAUUUUCUGUGUAUAAAGCUUAUUAAAAAUUUAUUCAUUCUCUGAAUGACUGAAGUAAGUGGUAUGUGUUGGGAGAACAAACUAAAGGUUUGUGAUUUUUGGAUUUUAUUUUUUUUUUUUUAGUUAAGUCUUACCCUCUCCUUCCUCCACUAAAAAAGAAAUGCAUUGUAGAAGCUAUGGUAUACUAGCUUGGUUAUUCUGCUUGGUGUUUUGUGAGGCACUGUAAAGGCCACCUAAGAUACACUGUACUUUAACUAAAACAGCAUAUUGUGGCAAAAGUGCUUCUUCAAAAGAUUAGAAUAUUCUGGCUCAUGGUGAUCCCAGAUGUACUGGUCCCACACAUUGUGGGAGUCUCUGCUGGUACAAGUCUCUGCAGGCCAUACCAGACACCCUACACCUGCCUUCUGUGCUGGGUCUGGCAUUUAACAUAAAACUCUAUGUCCAGUGCAGACUUACAGGCUAGCUGGCCAUGAUAGAUGGUUUUUAUAACAAAUGCCUUUCUACUACUUACAUGAACAGUUGUCAUUGAGGCACUAUUUAAAAUGUUUUUAAUUAAAAUUGUCUUAUAGCACUUAAAAUUGUUUUGUAUAAAAUUUGCUGUAAAGAUUUGUAAUAUGGUCAAAGGGCUCUUUCUCCUUCAUUACCAUUUUUAAAAAUGUUUUAAAAGCUAGAAAGCAUCUUGUAUAUAUUCUGUAUAUGUAUAGCAGCACAUUUCAUGUAUGGAAAUAUGUUCUCAGAAUAUUUAUUUACUAAUAUAUUUAUCUUAAGCCAUGUCUUAUGUUGAGAGUGUGUGACAUUAUUGUAAUAAUCAUUGAAAAUCACUAACACGAGGCCCUGUAAAUACAUGAUAAUUGCACACAAAGAUUUUACAGUACUUGCCGACCAAAAAUGAUUUAAGAGAAGUGUAGUUACUUGGAGUUUUGUAAGAAAGUGUACAAAUGUCUGUAUUAAAAGAAAAAAAAAAAGGCAAAACCACACAAAAAAUACAGUUUUAUUGCAUAUACAUGUGGGAGUUGUCCUUCUUGUUUUGGGGGAAAGGACAUAGCUGUUCUCUUCAAAGUACAGUCCUAGAUAUACUGAGAUGAACUCCAAUAAACAACAUUUUUUUCCUUUUUUAAAAAUAACAGGUGGGUAUGUAUAUGCCUUUACACAGCACACCAGUUAUUGGGGGGCAGUGUGGGAUAGGUGUGACACAAGCCCCUGAAACCCUGGCACAUGAGAAGUACCACACCUGCUGAAAGAAAUCCUCAUUUCUGUUUGGAACCUGCCUGUUCCUUGUGGCAGGGGAACUUAACUCUGUUGUAAUUUCAGGUAAAAGUAAUUUAUUGUCCGAAAUAAGAUUGUUUUGAGACAGCAUUAUACAGGUGGACACAGGUAAAUCAUAGCUUGAAUAGUCAAGCUAGACCCAGGUCCUUGCCCUGGAUCAUGGAAUUGCUGGUCCUGCCUAAGUGAAAAUCAAUACUGUGGUACUGGUUUUGUCAGCAGAGAGCACAAUUUCAUCAGAGAUGUUUAUGCAGACACCAGAAGAGGGGAGCCUGGGGUGUGUGGCUCUGUGUAUGUACAUGUGUAUUUAUGUAUGUUAUUGUGUACACAGUUCACCUUCAUGUAUUAUUCAUUUCCCAUCCAGUGAUACACUCACAGAGCCUUUUCCAGGAUUCUCCAGCUUCUUCCUUCUCCCAGAGAUUUUCACCUGGUAAUCCCCUGGACUUUCCCCAUGUCUCAUCUAUGUUCAAAUGCACUGUAAUUCUUCAAUCACCUCAAGAUUCAGCCAAGAAGUGAGCCUUACUUCUCUCCAGCCCUCCUUAUUUCAUAUGUGAUGACUCCAUUUGGGAUGACAGACUGUUCAAGAGUUUUAUUGUGUAGGGACCCUUCAGAGCAUGAGGACCAGUUCCCAUCCUGAUCUCAGGUACAACAGAAAAGCUUGGUCUGUGUGGGAAGACAGGCACAAGAAUAGAAGAGCAACAGGAGCAAGUGCUUCCCAAAUAAACUAUGUGCUCCUUUUUUUGCUCAGUGAACAGAAUCUUGGCAAUUGCCAGUGAUUACAGAUUUGCCUUUUUUAUGCAAGUAAGUUCAUGAAACACGGGUUUUUACAAAUAGCAUAAAACUCCUGUAUAGGGGUGACUGGUAACUCAGAUGUUGACAGGUCACAUCUGAAUCUCCCUUCUCUUCCUUCCCUCCACCUGUUUUGCUGUUGAACAUUUUGAUACUUGGUAAGUGGGGGAGGUUCUUUUUACUUUUCAGGUUCGAUGUUUAAGAAACAAAUUUGUGACAAAAUGAGAGUCCUGUGGGGCACCACAAACCUCCACAGAACCUCAAUAUACUAGAAAAAGACAAGCAGGAGCAGAUUAUUCUUAAUGGAUUGUACAUGAUGGUAACACUUGGUGUUUCUGUAACACUAUCUGCAGUAUGGUGUGCAUCUGUCAAAUCCUGUGACAGCUGUUAGGUAACGUUUGUUGUUACUUGGGUAGUGUGAAGAGAAAAAUGCCCGUAAAAGGAUGGCUAUGUUCAUACCCUGUGGAGCCAGCCUGGCCUAAUUCUCUGGCUAGAGAGACAAUAGCAUACCUGAAACCAGAUAUUUUAUCUUGCAGUGAAAGCACUUUGCUCCUGUGACUUAAAUGCUUCAUAGAAAAGUGUCUCUUUCAGAAUAAAGAACCUGUUUCCCUCAUGGGGAAUGAAACUGCUGCUUAGGAAACAGCCAAGAAAAAAGAAAGGAACAGUUCUCAGAAUCAAAGUGCCAGAGUCUCAUAAUCAGAAUGGCAAGAAAGGAGAGUAAUCUCCCCUGUGUAAGGGCAGGUUUCUAAAAGAAAAAUGAGUCUUCAUGAAAAGAUUUUGGUAUUUGUCACUGGUUUUCUGGUGUUUACAUAAAAGGUUGAUGAAGGUUUCUUAAAAUGUAGCAUUAUUUUGGCCAGGAGGAAUUAAUUAGAGAAAAGAUGAAUCUUGCAAGAAAGUGGAAACAGCAUUACACUUUGCUGCAAUUAGCAAAACAAACACUGAAAGAAUUGUUCCAGUUCUUUUUAAAAGUUUGAAAACCUAUAAACUGAAAACUUUCAAUUUGCUGUUACUUCAGAAAUUUUGUCUCAGAGCAGUAUCAUACUUUAUGUAUCAAGUAAUCAUUCUAAGCUCUAAUACUCUGCAGCAGUUCCUACCUCCUUUAUUUCAUGUUUGUAUACUCUUUAGUCAUCCUAAACUCCUGCACAAAUACACUGUAUUUAUUUUUCAUAAUUAUUAUUUACAACCAUUUGCUGAAUGCAGGGUGAACAGUUAUAAACACAGCGCAUACUUCAGCAGCGAGUCAUCUCCAGUUUGAUUUAUUCUGGUUUCUUGACAGCCCUGUGUGGUUCAUGUGAUAGCUUUUGGAUUUGUAGCAAAAUGUCUUGAGACUGAAGUUCAUGAUGCCAAAUUUCAUCCCAAAGCACAGGUGCUCAGUAAAUCUGAGAGAGUCUGAGUGGCAUGAAAUGUGUGUGUAGGGGGGAC
Messenger RNA from Oenanthe melanoleuca, 8242 nucleotides. RefSeq names its product zinc and ring finger 3 (gene ZNRF3). The coding region runs from base 95 to 3034 and encodes 979 amino acids. NCBI's taxonomy places the organism in Eukaryota, Metazoa, Chordata, Aves, Passeriformes, Muscicapidae. Gene Ontology annotation, biological process: Wnt receptor catabolic process; negative regulation of canonical Wnt signaling pathway; ubiquitin-dependent protein catabolic process. The transcript is spliced from 9 exons. Gene Ontology annotation, molecular function: frizzled binding; ubiquitin protein ligase activity. The record is from RefSeq and is a predicted model, not a curated record.